Messenger RNA from Acinonyx jubatus (cheetah), 2143 nucleotides. RefSeq names its product spermatogenesis associated 7 (gene SPATA7). The record is from RefSeq and is a predicted model, not a curated record. The transcript has 13 exons. Bases 461 to 2110 code for a protein of 549 amino acids. Gene Ontology annotation, biological process: photoreceptor cell maintenance; protein localization to photoreceptor outer segment; protein localization to photoreceptor connecting cilium. Gene Ontology annotation, cellular component: ciliary basal body; axoneme; rod photoreceptor outer segment. Lineage: Eukaryota; Metazoa; Chordata; Mammalia; Carnivora; Felidae.
CGGCGCCGCGGCCCCGGCCCUUAGCAACGGGACUAGCGACGGUCUCCAGCGGCUGCCGCCCUGCGCGGGCUCCUGCGCGCCAGUCCCCUGCUGCGGGGGCUGACCCUGCCCGGGGAAGGACCUAAGGGGGUCCGGCGUGUCCUCACGGCGGCUGCAAGAGGAUCUAAGCAUGAAUGGCAGCCGGAGAGGUUACCCCUCAAUACAUAAUCUACUUUUGGAGGAAAUAAAUUAAUUUUGUGAGGAGGUUUAUGUCUAAUUUUCCAUCCAUCUGGUCUGAAAGAUGAGACACUGACUUUAGGGGAGAUAGGAUCCAGACAAGAGUGUAAUCAGAGCAACCUCUGUCCUUCCCAGAUAUGGUUCACCAUGCCUAUUUAAAGGACACUUGAGCACCAAAAGUAAUGCUUUUUGCACUGACUCCUCCUCUCUCAGACUAAGUACUCUCCACCUGGUCAAGAAUCACAUGGCUGUUCACUAUAAUAAAAUCCUUUCAGCCAAAGCUGCCGUAGACUGCUCAGUUCCAUUAAGCAUGAGUGCCAGCAUCAAAUAUGCAGACCAACAACGAAGAGAGAAACUCAAAAAGGAAUUGGCACGAUGUGAAAAGGAGUUGAAAUUAAAUAAGACAGCAGUGCCGGCCAAUUCUAAAAAUAAUUCCAAGUCAUUAUUUACCACUCUACAAAAGCCUUCAGGAGAACCACAAGAUGAAGACGUGUUAAUCGGAGAAGUGAAUGGAUUUCCAUCCUUCACAAGGUCACCAGUAACUUCUUCAGAGAGACUGCAGUUGAAUCUACCUAAAUCUGAUAAAGUCCUCACAAAUGGUACUGAGAAGAACUCCGGUUCCCCCGUGUUCAAUGUGGACUACACCCCCUCUGGGCCUAGGAAACCAUGCUCUGGAACUCCGUACGGCAGAGGGCCCAGGAGCACACGCCCAAAUACCCAUCGGUUUCAGUUAGUUAUUUCAAAAGCACCGAGUGGGGACCUUUUGGAUAAACACUCUGAGCUCUUUUCCAACAGACAGUUGCCAUUCACUCCACGCACUUUAAAAACAGAAGCAAAAUCUUUCCUGUCACAUUACCGAUAUUAUACGCCUGCCAAAAGAAAAAAGGAGUUUACAGAUCAGCGGAUAGAAGCGGAAACCCAGACUGAUUUAAGCAGCUUUAAAUCUGAUUUUGAGGCAUUUGAGACCAAGAACUUCACAGAUUCAGAAAAGAACAUAAAGCAGGCAUCUAAUUGUAUGACAUAUGAUACCAAAGGAAAAAUAACUCCUUUACCCUUACAAGGGCAUGACUUACCAUGGGAUGAGAUUAAAGGUGGAACUUUCCAGUGUUCCUCACCAAGGGCAGUAUGUCAGUAUUCUUUGCAGUUUCCUCCAGAGAGAAAACUCCACUCUGAUGAGGAAGAACUGUUGUAUCUGAGUUUCAUUGAAGAUGUAACAGAUGAAAUUCUGAAACUUGGUUUAUUUUCAAACAGGUUUUUAGAACGACUAUUUGAGCAACACAUAAAACAAAAUAAACAUCAUUUGGAGGAGGGAAAAAUGCGCCACCUGCUGCGUAUCCUGAAGGUGGACUUAGGCUGCACAUCCAAGGAAAACUUAGUAAAGCUGGAUGAUGUCGAUAUGCUGAAUUUACUGGAUUUUGAACAGGCUGAGGACUCAGAAGAAAACGAUCAUAAAAGUAACCACGAUGCCACAAUUCAACAGGAGCGUCAGCAAUACCAAAAAGCUUUGGAUAUGUUACUAUCCGUACCGAAGGGUGAGAACGAGAAACUCUCCUCACCGGAUGAAUUUUUCCUGCCCGUCUACAAAUCGAAGUAUUCAGAAGGGGUUAUAAUUCAGCAAGUGAAUGAUGAAGCAAAUCCCGGACCUUCAAUUUCAGAUGAAAAAAAUUCAAGUGUCUCAGACAGUUUAACAGACCAAGAAACCUCUGUGAAUGUCAUUGAAGGCGACAGUGACACUGAAAAGGUGGAGACCUCGAAUGAAUUAUGUUGUCUGAGCCCGGAACUCUCCCCGUCCCUUCAGCUUCACGGUGUCCAAGGUGACAACAUUCGUGACAUGGAAGGACCAACUCUUAAAAUCAUGGAAAUGAGCAUUGAGGAUUGCCCUUUGGAUAUUUGAUCUUCAUUAAUAAAUAUCCCAAAUGACCAAUCA